Messenger RNA from Momordica charantia (bitter melon), 1426 nucleotides. Its product is annotated as acyl-CoA-binding domain-containing protein 1. Gene Ontology annotation, molecular function: protein binding; fatty-acyl-CoA binding. The record is from RefSeq and is a predicted model, not a curated record. NCBI's taxonomy places the organism in Eukaryota, Viridiplantae, Streptophyta, Magnoliopsida, Cucurbitales, Cucurbitaceae.
UGUUGCAUAGGUAUUUAUGCCGUCCGCCAACGCCAAUUUGAUUUUCCUCUCUUUUUCUCAACUCUCGAUUUCCCCCUUCUGAAUCCACCCCAAUCUUCCUGCCGGGAAGAUUCCGGCGGGUUUCCGCUUCUUCCAUCUCAAGCUUCUCCAAUUCCCUUUUGUUCAUAGCUUCACUGCUUUCUUUUGCUUCCCAAUUCCCCUCCGCCAUGGCAGAGUGGCAAGAGCUUCUCCAGACCCUCUUCAUAGGCCUCAUCUUCUCUUAUCUUGUUGCUAAGUUGAUCUCCAUAGUCGUCUCUUUCAAGGAAGAUAACCUCUACGUCUCCCGUGCUUCCUCCGCCCGAGGAGCUUCCAGAACCAAGCCAAUCGACAACGACCCGGCUGAUGUCGGGUCGGGUUCGGGAGAUUUCGGAUUUGCGAACGAGGCCGACUCCGUGAUCGCGGAGCAUGGGAGUGUCAGGAAUGAGAGUAUAGGUGGGAGUGAAAGCGACGAUGAUGACUGGGAAGGUGUAGAGAGCACGGAAUUGGACGAGCUGUUCAGCGCCGCGACUGCGUUCGUCGCUGCCUCUGCAGCUGAUCGCCUUUCACCCAAGGUAUCCAACGACGUACAGCUGCAGCUUUACGGCUACUACAAAAUCGCCACCGAGGGGCCUUGCAGCACGCCGCAGCCGUCGGCCUUGAAAAUGACAGCUCGGGCUAAGUGGCAAGCAUGGCAGAAAUUAGGUGCUAUGCCUCCUGAAGAAGCAAUGCAAAAAUACAUUGAUAUCGUUACUGAGUUAUAUCCAUCUUGGGUGGCUGGUGCAAGUGUGAAGGGCAAAGAUGGGAAUGUUGAUGCUAGAAGUAAAGAUUCUAAAGGACCAAUGGGGCCAGUCUUCAGCACUUUUGUAUACGAGGAAACUGGAAAUGACUUGGAGCUGGAAGCUAUUCAUGCCUUUGCUAGAGAAGGUGAAUUGGAAAAUUUGCUCAAGUGUGUAGAAAAUGGUGUCUCGGUGAAUACCAAGGAUAGUGAAGGCAGGACACCAUUGCAUUGGGCAGUGGAUCGUGGGCAUUCUAAUGUUGUGGAGCUGCUUGUUAGCAAGAAUGCUGAUAUAGAUGUGAAGGACGUUGAUGGUCAAACUCCGUUGCAUUAUGCCGUUGUUUGCGACAGAGAAGCGAUUGCUGAACAUCUUGUGAAGAACAAUGCCAACAUUAACGAAAAGGACAAUGAUGGAAACUCACCUAGUGCUCUUUGCGAGUCUAACUGGCCUUGCAUGGUCUCUGCAGCAAAGUAGAGAUUGGUAGAAUGGUUUACUUUGUUCAGUGUGGUUUUUUCCUUCUACCUUCUAAUUGAUUAUUUCACACGUUCCUGUUGAAUGUAAAUACUCCCAUGCAUGGCCGCCCUUCCUAACAACUUCAUUAUAUAUAGAUUUGGAGUAUUUACCUUGUUCCA